Messenger RNA from Molossus molossus (Pallas's mastiff bat), 6143 nucleotides. It is a transcript of the gene FCMR, whose product is annotated as Fc fragment of IgM receptor. Gene Ontology annotation, cellular component: plasma membrane. The coding region runs from base 138 to 1385 and encodes 415 amino acids. The record is from RefSeq and is a predicted model, not a curated record. The transcript is spliced from 8 exons. Lineage: Eukaryota; Metazoa; Chordata; Mammalia; Chiroptera; Molossidae. Gene Ontology annotation, molecular function: transmembrane signaling receptor activity.
UCAUUUUCAAGCCUUCAUCUUCACAUGGGCCAGAAAUCUCAUUCAAACACCGGACUGUGGCAGGCUCCUGGGUGAGCAGUGGAUCUCUGUUCCCCUCUCCUGGGGCUCUUGGAUGGGACCUUGCUCUAGAAGGAGCCAUGGACCUCUGGCUUUGGUUAAUUUACUUCCUGCCAGCCUCUGGAGCUCUGAGGAUACUCCCAGAAGUCAAGCUGGAAGGGAUGCUGGGCGGAUCUAUUACCAUUGAGUGUCCACUUCCUGAAAUACCUGUGAGGAUAUAUCUGUGCCGGGAGAUGCCCGAAUCUCAAGCAUGUAUGACUGUGGUGUCCAGCAAGACCUUUGUCAAGAAGGAAUACAAGGACCGAGUCACCAUGAAGCUGUAUCCAGACCAUAAUCUGUUCCUAGUGGAGGUGACAGAUCUGACCAAGAGUGACAGUGGAGUGUAUGCCUGUGGGACAGGCGUGAACACAGACCGGGGCAAGACCCAGAAAGUCAUCCUGAAUGUCUACAGUGAGUACGAUCCAUUCUGGGAUGAGCCGAUGCCUAAGGGUCCACCGUGGUUUCAGAAACUUCCACAGAUGCGGCUGCCCCCUUGGUUCCGGAGCCCUGAACAUACCCGUUCCUUGGAAUUCACAUCCAAAGUAACCACACCAGCUCCAAGGACAGAGGCCCCAACAACACACCAGUCCUCCCCCACCACCACAAUCACCCGUCGCCCUCGAGUUUCCAGAUCGUCUUCAGUGGCAGCUGCCAAGCCCACCACCCUCCUGCUGUCCACCACAGGCUCAACGACCUCAGCACCGGAGAGGCUCAGGCCCCAGACAGCCAGCUACAACCAUCACACCAGGCAUUACAGGCAGAGAGCCUUCAACCAUGGCCCCGCGUCCCGAAUGGAAGACCAGGGGUUUCACAUCCUGAUCCCCACCAUGCUGGGCCUCCUCCUGCUGACACUUCUGGGGCUGCUGGUGAAAAGGGCCAUUCUAAGGAAGAAAUCUCUCUCCAGGCGGGUCCGCCGACUGGCCGUGAGGAUGAGCGCCCUGGAGGCCUCGCAGCGGUCUCUGUCGCAGAGGCCUCGGGUGUCACCGCGGCCACGCUCCCAAAACAACGUCUACAGUGCCUGUCCUCGACGCGACCGGGGGGCGCACGCUGCGGGUGCGGGAGAGGCCCCAGUGCAGGGGGCCGGACCCUCUGCGCCACCCGCCCCGCCGCAGGUGUCUGAAGCUCCCUGGCCCCAUGUGCCAUCUCUGAAGACCAGCUGUGAAUAUAUGAGCUUCUACCACCAGCCUGCUGCCAAGAUGGAGGACUCUGAUUCUGAUGACUAUGUCAAUAUUUCCUGCCUGCCUCAUCCCUCCAGCUGUCCCCCUGGGCCCAAACCUUGGUGCCAAUGAGUCUUGUUUGUCUGCAGGUUUCCAACACCUGCUCCAUCUAUUUUCAGAGCCCUCAUUACCUCCCACACCCCACCUUGAGUCUCAUCCCUGUCUGAUUGCCCAGAGUAUAGCUCAGGCCCGACACCUCUUCUUGCACACCUUUGCAAAGUCCUGUGGCUUUCAGGUGGCUUCUGGCAUGCAGAGCAUUUGUCCCCAUACCACCUGCUUCCUUUUCAAGCCAUGUAACAGGCUGUGGGAUUUGCAGACUAUCUUUGAUCACAGGGUUUUUGCUGUCUUGGCUCCAGACCAUGUGGCAUUGGGCUGGAGCAUAGGCAUAGCUGUUGCUUCUGGAAUCCUUCCCAGGCCUGUCUUCCUACCAAUAGAUGGCCACUGGACUGCACUGUGAGGACAUGCCGCAGCCCUGUGAGCUAGGAAGAGGCCAGGUAUGCACUGCCCUUGGCAACAUCUUUGCCCUGAUCUUAAUUAAGGGUGGCACUUACUUGUGCCCUGAGAUAAGGGCAAUUUCUUUUGAUGUGAUGAAGGAUUCUAAAUUUCCACAACCAUAGAUAUCUCCCUAUAUCCCUAAAUCCUCUUUAAGUCUCCUUUCCUUGAUGCUCAUAAGGACCCUAGAAAUGCCCCUUUUUUAGAAAUAGUUUUUGAUGCCUCUGUCUUUCUUCCAUGCCCCAACACUGGUAUUUGUGCACUUAUCUAACGUUGCUCUAUCUUAGCCAUCCAAACCAUUAUAUCUCUCUGCUUGCAGAAAUGCACCUUAUCUCUUUGCCAGUUCCAAGUAAUUAUAGCAAGGGGAGUGGGGGAAUCAUGGCCUGGGAUCCCUGGAGAGCCAGGUGCUCAGCAAUAGCACUUAUGUCAUGGGGGAAGAGUCUCUUCCAUAAACUCUUCCACUUAAGUUUUCUGAGCAAGGGUAUAGGCAGACACUGUAUCUUUAAACUGAAGUCAACGACAAAGUUCAACUAGAGCCUGAGACUAGAGAAUGCCCAGUCUUGCUGUUAGGAAUAAGGUCUUUCCCAAACACACAACUCAGCCUCACUGGGCACUCAUCUGGAAAUAGUAAGGCAAGACUGCCAAGCUUGAGUCCCCUGCCUUUUAUUAGCAGGGAAUGUCAUCACAGAUUGGAGAGUCCAUCCAGGUACAAUGUCACCAUCAGCAAUGUCUGCUUGACUCUGGCACCUGCUCAAGUGGCAGAUCGGGGAAGAAUGAGUAGGAUAAGGAAGGAGGUCAUCCAAGGGGAAUGGAUGGUGGGAACGGACUGGGGAGUGUGGGCAAGAAAUGAAAUGCUUAGUGAGCCUGCUUUGUGUUGGGCACGGAACACAUUCUCUCUUUUCUCAUUUACAUUUUAAACUGCCCUUCACCCCCACCCCAUCCUGGAGUUGUCAUGACAAUGCGAUUUCCAUGCCCAAAUGUUCAACUUUAUAUCCCACCAUCCCUCAUCGUUCCCCAACAAUUCAAAGACAUUUGAAAAAAAUCCAGCUUAUUAGUCAUUUACUGUUCACUGCCCCAUAUGGUUCCAAGGAUCAUGGAGGAUAAAAGAGAAGCCAGGGGCAUUGACUCCGGUGUCUUCACAGAACUUAGUCUCACAAAUAAAUAUAACAUCGGUUAAAACACUGACAGGAAUUAAAUAGAGUUGUAAUAAAUAUAGGCACCUGCUUCAUAGAUUAUUCACAGCAUCUGAGGGAAACUUUCCUGACUUAGUUGUUGGGGCCACUUGUAGAAUGAAGUCUUUGGGGACAAGCCUAGACCAAGAAUGGGACCCAUGGUCAGGGGUGUGAAGCACCCAGAGAACAUCACAGGAAAUGACAUUGUGUCACUCUUGAAAUGACAUGGAGAACGAGGAAGGUAUUCUGGUCCAGGCCUUCAGAGCUGGUAGAAUCUCUGCAUCCAGGUCAGGAGAAAGUCCACUUCUCCAAAGGCUUUGAUCUGAGCUGCUUCUUUGUCCAGCUGAAGGGAAAGAAGAGUUGAGGGUCUGCCAUGUUAGCCGCCAGCACAAGUUUCCUUCCGCCCCACCCCUGGCCUGACUCCACGUCGUGGGCAGCGUCCCCUUUGGAAUGGCCUCUGAUGAACUCUCCCACCGAUCACUCGUCCCCUGUCUAUGUGUGUUGCCUGCUUCAGGAUUGAGGACAGUGGGACAAUGCGUAGCAGGGGGUCAGAAGCAAGCAAAAAGCAUCUGGAGCCCCUGAUAACAAGAACCAUAGAAUCUGGUCCGCCUCCUGAGUCCACUGUGCAGAUGGUGAUACUGAGGCCCAGGUGGUCGCUUCCCUUUGUGUGUUACUGCUUUUUGUUUAUUUUUAGGCUGAUGUAUCUGUUCCUUUAAAAAGUGAUCAAAAUCAUAUAUGUUUGGGGGGAUGGAGUAGCUGGGAUGAAAUUUGGAUUUUCUUCGUUGUAUUAAUUUGGGAGAUGUAAUAUAUUUUCCCGUGGUUUUUUUUUUUUCCCUCAGCAACUAGACCAUUUGAGCAUUAUGGAAAAUACUGUGUAUAGGGAUGUGUAUGGAGGGGUUACGGGGUGGUCUCCCUUCUUUCUCCCUCACUUCUGACUCCAAUUGUCCAGCUCAAGUACCCAUUAGCUUUCUCACAAGUAAAAUUCUCAGUAGUGAAAUCAUCUUAUAGAGAAAUAUAAUGGCAUUUUAAUUUGAAAACUGGCAGGAACAUAUAGUAUGUAAUUUGUGGUACUUAUGCAAAAUACAUGCUAAUCCCUGUGGGGAAGCCUGGAGGUCACCUGCAUUGCAUUUUGCACCAGGUCUCCGAGGCAUCUUACUGUGAGAGUUCAAGCAAGCCCUGAGCUCCUGGCCUGGAUUACCUUUUUAAAUGCUCUCUGGAACAGCAGAAACCUCCUGCGUGCACUCUCACGGAUGGAAAACAUCUCAUUUUCCUGCUGGGUAACAGAAAAAAAGUUGUGCCAAGUGUUGGGCAGGAGCCGAGGCAAGCCCCCUCCCGCUCCUUCCUAGUGACGCCAGAGGGGUCCCAAGGCCUAAGAGGACAGCGCUGAGUCCACAUCCUCAAGGAGCCCCAACAUGUGGCAGGGCACCUCUAAUUCCCACAGCCGACUUGCCAGGUGGGGGUGAUCAUCUCAUUUUAUAGGUAAGAAAACUGAGGGCCAGAGAGGUUGGGCACCUUGCAAAAGGCCAACCAGCUGGUUAGAAGCAGGGCUAGACUUGAACCCAGAACUGCUGGUGCACUAAGCCUGUGCUCUUUUCACUUGACUCCCUGUCAUGGAAUAAAAGCCAGGACCAGAUAAGGGGAGGGGAGUCCUCUCAAAGCGCACCGUUUUCCAUCGGCCCUGGUCCCAACUUUGUUCUACUCACGCUGGGUUGUAGUUUUGACAGGAUGACAAUAAAAUUGUUGGCCAGAGUAGAGAAUGACUUCAGGAUCCUGAGCUCAGUUGCCUUCUUAUGGUAGUUUUUGAAGACGGUAUUCAAGUAGAAGUUCAGCAGAGCACGGACGAGGUAACAGCUUUCAGCGUCCUGAGGAGGGACUGGGUCACAGUGGAGCCAAGGCCCCUGCCCACCCGGCCCUGGAUAAACCACCCAUGUGUCUCCAAGGCAAGAUGGGCACAAAAGAAGCAGGGAUCUUCUAGGAGAUGUUGCUAAACGUUCGAUCCGAAGGAGCCCUCGGGAGCGUGAAGGGAGGCGCCUUUGGUUUCCUGGAGGAACCACAGACCCAGAGAGAAGGACUUGCCCAGGGCCGCACAGCUAGUCAGUGGCAGACAAGGCCUCAUUCCCAGGACUCCUGACUCCCCACCUGCUUGAUACUCUUUCUUCCGCACCCCAUGACUUCCUUAAUAGCCAUGUGAGGUGAUAGACUCUGAAAAGCACUCGAAACUUGGUGGUUGUGAGUUGGCGGGGAAGGGACUGGAAGGAGAAGAAAUGAGGAGAAAGAAACAGCACCCUUGAAACAGGGAUUGCACUUCCGUCCCCUCAAGUGCCAGAGUACAGCGCAGCGCCUGCAGGGAUCAGGGUGGUAUCUGUGUGCUCACUGACCGGCUCGGUAGGCAGCGAGAAGACAGAAAUGGGUGAGAUCAAAGGAUGGAAACAGAAGAGGCCCAAGCAGAUGCAAAGAGAAAGGUUGAUAGUAACUCUGAGUAAACGGAGACAUGUUUAUGAGCCUGAACCUCCACCCUCGCCCCAUGCCACCACACACAUGCCCACCUAACCCAGGUCCUGGGUGAGGACCCCAUGCAUUAACUUCCCUGGCUCACUGCCCGGCCCUGUCCUGUGUAGGCCCAGCUGGGACAGGAGUGAGGUCAUCUGUCAGCCUUCCCAGACAACCCCUCACCCUCACCCACAGCAGACCAGCCAUCGUCCUCCCCCGAGGAGGUCUGAUUACCGAGACGUUCUGCAGGACCUCCCUCCGCAGCAGCCGGACAUUCAUGAUGUUAUCCUGAGCUUGCUUUGGGAACAGAAAGAAAAGAUGUCUUCAGGUUGGGAGACGGCAUAGAAACCAACCGUGCAAGUACAUGCUAAAUCGCUCUGGUCUGUGAGAUCUCAGAGGCCAGAGGGGUACCCAGGAAGGUCUGGGCUGAGCUGGCCCUGAAGGUGGAGAUCCAGGUUUCAGCCACAGAAAAUGACUGAACUUGGCCCCCAGGGGCAGAUGCAAUCCCAGGAGUUCUCAGAGCCUUGAUCAGAGACCUGUUUGAUUCCUUCGGCCAUUUGAGACAGGAAGAAAUAACCAUAUUUGGUUUAAGAACCACUACUGGCAGGAUUUUCCCUCCUUUUUCCAUGAGGGUGGGAGGUGGGGCUUUUCUCACCCUGGAGCUUUCCCUGCAGCC